AACAUCCCAUUCACUUACGAGGACACUUCCUCGUCAAUAAGUGUGGAGUGCCUGGUGGCUAAUGGGAACCUUCCUCUUCAUAUAUAUGUCCCUCUCAGAAACUGCAUAUAAUUGUCCUUGGCCUUGCAUAUGCUUGCCCUGCAUCCAUUCAUUGCAAUAACCAAGAAGCAGAGAGUUUCUCUAGAUGGAUGCUUUCCGAGAUUCUUCUUCCUCCUCUUACCGGUGUUCCUAUCAUGCCUUCUUGAGUUUCAGAGGCCCAGACACGCGCAAGGGCUUUACUGAUCACCUCUAUAUAGCCUUGGAGCAAGCAGGAAUCCACACGUUUAGAGACGAUGAUGAAAUCGAGAGAGGGGAGAAUAUUGAGUUGGAGUUAGACAAGGCGAUACAGGAGUCACAAGUAUCGAUAAUUGUCUUCUCCAAGGGCUACGCUUCCUCAAGGUGGUGUUUGAACGAACUUGUGAAGAUCGUGGAACGUAGAAAUACUGAUCGUAGACAUGUGGUUCUGCCAGUUUUCUAUGAUGUGGAUCCAUCCGAUGUCAGGAAGCAGAGUGGUUCUUUUGCUGAAGCAUUUGCCAGACAUGAGGAGCGAUUCAGUACGGAGGAGAUGGACAAGGUAGAGCAGUGGAGAAGAGCUCUUAGAGAUGUUGCAUCUUUGGGAGGAAUGGUUUUAGGAGAUCGGCAUGAGGGGCAGUUCAUCCGAGAAAUUGUUGAAAAGAUUAGAAAUAAAAUGGGUCACGCAGCUUUACACGUCACUCCCUUUGCAGUUGGAAUGGAUAAUCGUGUGAGACGCCUAAACAUGUGGUUACAAGAUGGAUCAAAUGAUGUUGGUUUAGCUGUCAUCUGUGGGAUGGGUGGAAUUGGCAAGAGCACCAUCGCGAAAGCCGCUUAUAACCGCAACUUUGAAAGAUUUCAAGGUAGCAGCUUUCUUGCAGGUAUACGAGAAUCUUCAGAACAAUCCAAUGGUGUUGCUCGCUUGCAAAGAAAACUUCUUUCAGAUAUCCAAAAGGGGAAAGCAAAGAAAGUAUACAAUAUGGAUGAAGGAACAAUCAGGAUCAAACAAGCCGUAGGCAAUAAAAAAGUUCUUAUUGUUCUUGAUGAUGUGAGCAACCGGGAUCAACUCAAUGCAAUUCUUGGAAUGCGAGAGUGGCUUCAUCCAGGAAGUAAAAUUAUCAUAACAACUAGACAUGAGCAUUUGUUAAAUGCUCAUGAAGUUUUUGAAAAGUUUAUGGUUCAAGAACUGGAUGAGGAUGAAUCACUUGAGCUUUUCAGUUGGCAUGCCUUCGGACAAUCCCAUCCAGUAGAAGGUUACAUGGAGCUUUCAAGACAUGUGGUGCAGCACUGUGGAGGGCUUCCAUUAGCUCUUCAAGUUCUGGGAUCUUCUCUAUCUGGAAAAAGUGUAGAAGUGUGGAAAAGUGCAUUGAAGAAGUUAGACCUGAUCCCUAAUGACAAAAUUCAAAAAGUUCUGAGGAUAAGUUUUGAUUCUUUACAAGAUGAUCAUGACAAAAAUUUAUUCCUUCAUAUAGCCAGUUUCUUCACAGGAAAGUCAAUGGAUUAUACAAGUGCAAUGUUGGACAGCUUAGAGUUUUGCACAAGGAUUGGGAUUGAAAAUCUAGUUGACAGAUACCUAGUGGAAAUUCAAGGGUCGAAGUUGGUCAUGCAUCAAUUGGUGAGAAACAUGGCAAUGGCAAUUAUUCGCGAAGAAUCACCUGAUGAUCCUGGAAAACGUAGUAGAGUGUUACAGAAUGAUGCUUCUAAUAUUUUGAGAAAAUUAAGUGGCACGGAAAAUAUUAAGGGCCUCAUGCUCAACCUUGCUAGCAAAAGAACGUUUGUUGGAAGUGAUAAAAAACAAUGCCAUGUUGAAGAUUAUGAUAGAAAUUGUUCAAGACAACGUUGGCUUGGUUUCUUGUCUUGGAAGCCAAUUAGCUUUUCCUCCACAAACUCAGCUUCUGCAUCAAAUGAGAUAGAUUUCAAAUCUGAGGCGUUUAGAAGGAUGCACAAUCUUGAAAUUCUCAUUCUCAACAACGUCAACGUCGAGGGAAGCUACGAAGAAUUUUCAAAAAGUUUAAUAUGUUUAUCUUGGAGAGGAUUCCACUUAAAAUCAAUACCAGAAAAUUUUUAUUUGGAAAACCUGGUUGUUCUUGACAUGCGAAAUAGUAGCCUACAACAUGUUUGGAAUGGGAUCAGGUUUCUUCCGAGGCUGAAAAUUCUUAAUCUCAGUCAUUCGCAUGGCCUUAGGACAACCUCCGACUUCUCAGGACUCCCUAACCUUGAGAGAUUGAUUCUUAAAGAUUGCAUAAAUUUGGUUGAGGUUGAUGAGUCCAUCGGAUACCUAGAGAAACUUGUUGUUUUGAAUCUAGAAGGCUGCAAAAAUCUCAUGAAGCUUCCAAAAUUGAGAUCUAUUCAGGAUCUUAUUCUUUCUGGUUGCUCAAAGCUUGUGCUUGGUGCCAAUACGACUGCCACAACUGGUCACUUACAAUCUACAGCUUGUGAAAUGAAGAAACUCAAUCUGCUAUCAGCUAAAUCAUGGUAUUCAAUCUGGUCGCAGGUGUCGCCAAGAAAAAAUAUUGAACCAAGCAGUUUCUCAUUGGCAAGUUUACCACAUUCCUUGACAAGUUUACGUCUGGAUAGCUGCAAUCUAUCAGAGAUUCCGAGUGCCCUUACUAUGCUGUCUUCGUUAGAGUACUUGGAUCUGUAUAACAAUCCAAUUACAAGCCUACCAGAGAGCAUGAACAAUCUUGUUAGGCUUCACACUCUUGCAGUAGAAGGUUGCAGAAACCUCACAAUGCUUCCAGAGCUCCCACAUAGUUUGAAACAAUUGAAUGGUAGAGGUUGCACAUCAUUGAAAAGAAUAACAAAUUUACCGAACUUGCACAUAUCACCUACCGUAUAUCCCUUCGGCAUGCAAAAGGACUUAGAUUUAAUGCAUUACAAUAUAGUAUUGGACUCAAAUUUAUGGUAUUGUGGGAAACUAGUUGAUGUUGCAAGCUUGUUCAAUACACUACCAUUGAGCAGCUUUGACAUAAAACUCCUCAAAGAUAUGGAUCUAUUCGAUUUGAAACCCAACGGUGGCGUAGAGGUCCAAAGGAACAACGAUUGUGCAAGUUUUAGCAAGCCAAGGCGCUCCAAGGGAACUUUUGAAUGCGGCAUAAUUAGCAUUUUUGUGCACGAGAGCAAGAUUCCAGAUCGGUUCAAUUACAGGUGGAUGCCUCCAGAUCGGUUCGAUUACAGGAGCAUGGGUAACACUGUGUUCUCUAUUAUUGUUCCUUCACAGCCUAAUAUCAAGAUCGUAGGUUUAAAUGCAUGUAUACUGUAUGCCCGGCAAUCGGAUCGAAGCCCUGUGAUUCCAUUUGGGAUUCCAUUUGGAAACUCUCAUGCCCAUUCGCUUGAACUUAGGAAUGAGACAAAGGGCCUUAAGUGGAACUUAAGAAUGUCGACUGGGGUUGAAUGGAAAGUGAUGAACGAAGAUAUGUUAUGGCUAAGCCAUUGGAUUAUGGGGAACAAUGAAUUGGAGUGCGGGGAAAAAGUGUAUUUUAGACUAACCGAAGAUCAUGACGAUUUAUUCACAAAGGGGAUUGGAGUCCAGUUUGGGUACGAGCAGCAAAAUAAGGAUAAGGAGGAUGUCCCAUCAAGUAGUGAAGAUCCAAUGAUCCUACCUGACAGAUCGCCUUGGGACGGCGGUCACGCUUCCAGCUGGGUAACGGAUUCAUGUCAGAGAUUUAUCGGGCCGAAAUGGAUCGAGAACCUUAAGAAGGAAUCUAUUUCAACUGUCGUGUGCGCGGCUAAUUACUCUCUCUGUAACCAUGAAGUGAUCGACCUUGAGAACGAGUCCCGCAUGACGCCAUGGUAACGAGUGCUCUAAACUAUUACCCAGGUUAAUUCAAAUUGAUGGUGAUGAUGCACAAAUCACUAAAUUCAAAUGUGUAUUGGUUGUUAAGCUUCGUUUCUAUCCAUUUUCAAUUUUCCCUAAAAAAUUGUUUUCAAUAAAACCUGUUUUGAAGAAAAAUAAAGUUUCAGAGCCCAACUAGAAAAUAAGCCCACGAGUUGUGGUGUGAACUAACUGUUUCAGGCGUAACUGCAUGAAUAAGACACAUUUCACACGUAACUGAAUAAAUAAGACACAAAGUGCAAGAAGUAAAGCUCAUAUUUAGCAGUGUUAUUUUAACAACAAUUGUUCAAGUGGUGGAUUGCCCCGGUGGGUAGGGCAUUUCUCUUAGUCCUACUGCAUUCCGGGUUCAAAGUUCCAACCAUCCCCCGUACCAGUUUAAGCACACCAAAGACCAAAUUUAGCA
This is a messenger RNA of Malus domestica (apple), 4289 nucleotides long. Its product is annotated as disease resistance protein RPV1-like. The record is from RefSeq and is a predicted model, not a curated record. Gene Ontology annotation, molecular function: ADP binding; protein binding. NCBI's taxonomy places the organism in Eukaryota, Viridiplantae, Streptophyta, Magnoliopsida, Rosales, Rosaceae. Gene Ontology annotation, biological process: defense response; signal transduction.